Molecule: messenger RNA, 1643 nt
Organism: Protopterus annectens (West African lungfish)
Lineage: Eukaryota; Metazoa; Chordata; Ceratodontiformes; Protopteridae
Gene: HMCES
Product: 5-hydroxymethylcytosine binding, ES cell specific
Exons: 7
Coding region: 345-1337 (330 amino acids)
Biological process (GO): DNA damage response
Molecular function (GO): single-stranded DNA binding
Source: RefSeq, a predicted model, not a curated record
UCCCAGACUUUUUAGUGCGGAACACAAACUACUUAGCACUCAGAAUGAGGAAUGCUCCUCAAAAAGAAGUACUCAGAUGUCUUUUUUGCCCGUUUUCUCUCUGAAACAUGCCCAUAACUAUUUCUCAUUCUUAUUUACGUCACAUCUAUAUAGGGCCUCCGCAAAAUGCGUGUAAACAAAAAUUGUCAAACAUUUAGCCCGUGAUUGGCUGAGUGGCUAGGCGGGAAUCAAUUUUGUCAAGAGAUGUAAAUAAGUUUUAAUAUCUUUUCCAUUGAAGUUGCUCAGGCAAGUCCUGGAACAGUACUCCACUUCUCUUAGAGAAUUCAAAGCCAUACUAGCUCAUAAUGUGUGGAAGGACAGCUUGCACCCUUGCACCCGACGAGAUCAAAAGAGCCUGUAAAUAUCAAAAUCAUGGCAAGUGGAAGGAGCCAGACUGGAAGGAUGGAGACCAGGAUAAAUACAAGCCUUCAUAUAACAAGAGUCCGCAGACAAAUAACCCUGUUCUUGUGUCACUCAGACAUUUUCAAAAGGAUGCUGAUAGCUCAGAGCGUGUCCUCACUGCUAUGCGAUGGGGUCUCAUUCCUUCCUGGUUCCCGGAAAGUGAUCCUUCAAAAAUGCAGUACAGCACCAGCAACUGUCGCAGUGAUGGAAUGAUGCAGAAGAAGUCUUAUAAGGAUCCCUUGUUAAAAGGUCAACGCUGUGUGGUGCUAGCUGAUGGUUUCUAUGAAUGGCAGAGACAACAAGGAGCAAAACAGCCUUACUUCAUUUAUUUUCCCCAGUAUAAGCAGGAAGAGUCAGAAGAUAAGGACGACUCCGAUAAUUGGAAAGGUUGGAGGUUACUGACUAUGGCUGGGAUCUUUGAUUGUUGGAAGCCUGCUGAUGGAGGUGACCUUUUGUACUCAUACACAGUCAUCACAGUAAAUGCUUCCAAAGCAAUGGAUUGGGUGCAUGACAGGAUGCCAGCUAUACUGGAUGGAGCUGAGGCAGUCAGAAGGUGGCUGGACUUUGGUGAAGUGUCAACAAAUGAAGCAGUUAAGCUUAUCCAUUCAAUAGAAACCAUCUGUCUUCACCCAGUGUCCACAAUCGUCAAUAGCACUAGAAACAACUCUCCUGAGUGUGUCAAACCAUUAGAAAUUGGAAUCAAGGAAUCUACUGCUAGUAGCAAGAUGAUGAUGAACUGGCUAAAAAGUGAGUCUCCUAAGAAGAAGCCAAAUAACCCCGAACUUUCUCAAAUGCCAGUUAAAGAUGAAUCACCAAAGAAGACAAGUGCUGGACUAAUGCAGCUGUGGUUAAAGAAAAGUGAGGAGCCAGCAGAAAAGAAAGCAAAAUUCAGCUGAAUUAGUGUUGGCCAUCUGCACUAUUCUACUAUACUUACUUGCAGUUUUACUUUGCAGCUGUUUGAUCAGUAUAAACAUUUGCUCUGCCUUUUAACCAUGAUGUUAAAAUUUUGCCAAUCAUGCUUUCAUUUGGACUUUUAUAAAACAAUACAAUUGUUUCAUAGACUUUGUAAAUGGUUAAAAUGCUAUGCAUUUUUCUUUGUGGUAAUCUGUUGUUUCAUGUAUGGUAACUGUGUAAACAAUUUACCCCUGUACAUAGUUCAACUUGAAAAAGAAAAUAAAUGUUUAGCUUCUGAGUGCAAUUUC